CAGACUGAACGGCGCGUCCAGCCGUCCGCCUCGAUCAAACGACCACGCGCCCCGAUUCGCCAUGGGCUGAUGUCGCGUCGCCCGCUGCACGAGCAGAACUUGCAGGAAAUCGCCCGUGCGCCGGCCAGCAGCGAGGCCAGUGGCCAGCUGAUUAGUUUCAGCGCGGGAGCUCCGGGUUUCAGCGCGCCAAGGCCGGCUGUGCCGUACAGGGGCCUCCUGGCGCGCUGGCGACAGGGCGCGCAGGCCUUCUGGUGGCACGGUCUUGCGAGACCAGUGCCAUGCCAAGAUGCCAAGCGCCCGCGCUUGGACGACGAAUGGAGCCAAGGGAAGGUGGCCGCUCUGGCGAAGUACCUGGCCCAGCGGGGCAAACACGUGCAGCUGCAGGGCUGGACCGCCCGCACCGAGGUUCGGAAGACUGGGAACUCCGCGGGGCACGCCGACCUGUACUGGUUCUCUGAGACCGGGCGCCGCUUCAGAUCCAUGGCGGAGGUGGCGCGCCACUUCGGGCUCGAGGAGCCGCGGAAGUGAAGACAAGCCGCAUGCCGAGAAAUCGGUGCUGGGCACAAGGGGCAGAGAGAACUGGUUCCAUUUGC
This is a messenger RNA of Effrenium voratum, 593 nucleotides long. The record is from the annotation of a GenBank genome assembly. NCBI's taxonomy places the organism in Eukaryota, Dinophyceae, Suessiales, Symbiodiniaceae.